Molecule: messenger RNA, 1526 nt
Organism: Clupea harengus (Atlantic herring)
Lineage: Eukaryota; Metazoa; Chordata; Actinopteri; Clupeiformes; Clupeidae
Gene: emp3a
Product: epithelial membrane protein 3 (MAM blood group) a
Cellular component (GO): plasma membrane
Source: RefSeq, a predicted model, not a curated record
GGCUGCUGCUAGGGGAAAAAAAGGACCAGCAGGGAAAGGGGGAACGAGAGAGAGAGAGAAACAGAGGGAAUGAAUGCGUUGCCUCUGAGCUGUCAUUUGUUGUGCUUUGGAAGUGAAGUUGCCUGGGAAGGAUGGCUCUCCUGUUAAUAUUUGUGGUUGUGCUGCACCUGGUCACCUUGGCUAUGCUGUUCAUCGCCACCAUGGAGAAGUCUUGGUGGGCGUGGGGAGACAUUGAGACGUCAGACCUCUGGCACAACUGCAUGUUUGACAACGCCACUCAGGCAUGGCUCUGUUCCUCACGCAAUGAGACUGAUUGGCUUCAGGCCGUCCAGGCUCUGAUGAUCCUUGGAGUGGUCUUCUCCUCCAUCUCCUUCCUGGUGUUCCUGGGCCAGCUCUUCACCAUGUCCAAAGGAGGCCUUUUUUACCUGACAGGCCUGUGCCAGAUUGUCGCAGGUCUGUCAGUGUUUGCUGCCGCUGUGAUCUACACGUUUCAGCAUCAGGAGAUACUUCAGGACACCCGUGAGGUCGUGCUGGGCCACUUUGGCUUCUGUUUCAUCAUGGCCUGGGCAUGUGUGCCCCUGCUGAUGCUGAGCGGGGUGCUGUAUGUCCAUCUGAGGAAGCGGGCUUGACCAGCAACCCCGUAACUGCUAUACUAGUUCAUUGGGGUGGGGUCAGCUUAGGGUCAGUGAAUUCCGGCAUGAAGUCAAGCUGCAGUAAGUGGUGUUUUUUAUUUUUUAUUAUUACAAAUGAAAAUGCUUCUAGACUGAGAAAGCAUUAUAUGAACGACAGCAUUUCCCAGUGUGGGUGUUGUAUGUUUCUUGUUUCUCUGUCACUUCAAAUGUAAACAAAAGCACUAAAUAAAACCCAUGUAAAACCAAAAGUGAAGAUUCACGUCACCACUGCCACCGUAUUUGAACCAUGAACCUUCUCCAUGGAUGAUUGGAGUACUAAUCACAGGGUUGACACAUAUGGUACUGAGCCUAGUUCCCAGUUCAUUCAGUGAGAAUUUGAGGAAUUGAACACAUGACCUUACUAUCGUUAGCACCUUGCUCUGCUACUCACCUCCCCUGGAGGCCUCUGUUACGCACAGAUUGCACAGGUAGAAUGUGGAGCAAACUGUUGAUGCUGUUCCUUUCAAAUGACGUCAUUAUCGUAGGCCAAGAGGCACCAAAACCCAAACAGUGGACCUCUAAUGUGGCUGUGAAAGGAUUAACAUAUUUCAUGUUCAACAAAGAUGUUUGUCUUUCUUGUGAUCUUUCAUCGUGCAGAUGUAAAGUAAAUGUCAGUUGAAUUUUGUCCAAUUUUAAGACUACCCUACGGAAACUGUUUAAAGAAUAUUUCUAUUAUGUUAUUAAAGUUUUUUGAUAGAAACAUUCCAAAAGUCCUUCUAGUUGAAACCAAAGUUGGUUUACUAUCACUCUUCUGCCUUUGUACACAAAGGUAACAUUUAUACAACUUGUAUUAUGACUACUUAUGACAGCACUUAUACCUUUAUAUAUUUUCUAAUAAACACAAAUUAAAUUAAA